AACAGCAGAGGAGAGAAUUCUGCUUUUCAGAGAUGAUGUGGAGAGACACUUUGACUGUUAUAUAGCUACCACGUGAUAAAGAUUUUGGACCGUGGAACCUAUGUGGUACUUUACUGGAUGAUUUCAAGGCAUAUAGUAAGAGAUGAGGGCCAGGCAGCAGGGGAGUUACUAACCUUGAAGGCAUGGAUCAUUCUGUGCUCAGAGGGGAGAUGUCAGCAGUGCUUCACGACAGAUUCCCAAAGAAUUAGUGGUGAAUCCGCAGGAGACUUUUUGAGAUCUCUGGUGGAAGAGGAAGAUCCUCACAUGAAAGUGUCUCUUGGUAGCAGCGAUAUGGGCGUGUCUGCCCAUCUGCAGUCUUCGAAGACAGGGACCACCAGAUUUUUCACCAGCAACACUCACAGUUCUGUGGUACUACAGUUGCAGCAUCUCACACACUCUUGGGCUGUACAGUACAUUGAAAAGACCAGUAUGGAACAGAAAAUAUACCUGGGACAGACAUGCAUCCUGCAUUUGUCUAAGGGUUUUGACCAGCUGCGAAUAGAAGGCUUGCUUUGUGAUGUGACAUUAGUACCGGGAGAUGGUGAUGAAGUUUUUCCUGUUCAUAGAGCUAUGAUGGCAUCAGCUAGUGAUUAUUUCAAGGCUAUGUUCACAGGUGGAAUGAAGGAGCAAGAUUUAAUGUGCAUUAAGCUCCAUGGUGUGAACAAAAUAGGUUUAAAGAAGAUUAUUGAUUUCAUUUAUACUGCAAAACUUUCUCUCAACAUGGACAACCUUCAGGACACUCUUGAAGCUGCCAGUUUUUUGCAGAUUUUACCUGUUUUGGACUUCUGUAAAGUGUUUCUUAUAUCUGGGGUUUCUUUAGAAAAUUGUGUUGAGGUUGGGAGGAUCGCCAACACAUACAAUCUCACAGAAGUGGAUAAGUACGUUAACAACUUCAUCCUGAAGAAUUUCCCUGCAUUAUUAAGUACAGGUGAAUUUGUGAAACUCCCCUUUGAGCGUCUUGCCUUUGUGCUUUCAAGUAAUAGCCUUAAGCACUGCACUGAACUCGAACUCUUCAAGGCUGCGUGUCGCUGGCUACGGUAUGAGGAGCCUCGAAUGGAAUAUGCUGCAAAGCUAAUGAAGAACAUCAGAUUUCCACUGAUGACCCCACAGGACCUUAUUAACUAUGUCCAAACAGUGGAUUUCAUGAGAACUGACAAUACCUGUGUGAAUUUGCUUUUGGAAGCCAGCAAUUACCAAAUGAUGCCAUACAUGCAACCGGUUAUGCAGUCAGAGAGAACUGCCAUUCGAUCAGAUAGUACUCACUUAGUAACUUUGGGGGGAGUGUUAAGGCAGCAGCUGGUUGUCAGCAAAGAAUUACGGAUGUACGACGAAAAGGCACACGAGUGGAAAUCGUUAGCUCCCAUGGAUGCACCAAGAUACCAGCAUGGCAUCGCUGUGAUUGGAAACUUUCUUUAUGUAGUUGGUGGUCAGAGCAAUUAUGACACAAAAGGAAAAACAGCAGUUGACACGGUCUUCAGAUUUGAUCCUCGUUAUAAUAAGUGGAUGCAAGUUGCAUCUUUAAAUGAAAAGCGCACCUUCUUCCACCUAAGUGCCCUAAAAGGACAUUUAUAUGCAGUUGGUGGUCGAAAUGCAGCUGGUGAACUAGCCACAGUGGAAUGUUACAAUCCAAGAAUGAAUGAAUGGAGCUAUGUUGCAAAAAUGAAUGAGCCCCACUAUGGCCAUGCAGGAACAGUGUAUGGGGGAUUAAUGUAUAUUUCAGGGGGAAUUACCCAUGAUACUUUCCAAAAGGAACUCAUGUGCUUUGACCCUGACACGGAUAAAUGGACUCAGAAGGCUCCGAUGACGACGGUCAGAGGCCUGCAUUGCAUGUGUACUGUAGGAGACAAGCUUUACGUUAUUGGCGGAAAUCACUUUAGAGGGACCAGUGAUUAUGAUGAUGUUCUAAGCUGUGAAUAUUAUUCACCAACCCUAGACCAGUGGACUCCAAUUGCUGCUAUGCUCCGUGGGCAGAGUGAUGUUGGAGUUGCCGUCUUUGAAAAUAAAAUCUAUGUUGUUGGAGGAUACUCAUGGAAUAAUCGCUGCAUGGUGGAAAUAGUCCAGAAAUACGACCCAGAAAAGGAUGAGUGGCACAAGGUCUUUGAUCUCCCUGAAUCGCUUGGCGGUAUUCGAGCCUGCACUCUUACUGUUUUUCCCCCAGAGGACAACACAGGGUCACCGUCUAGAGAAUCUCCUCUUUCAGCACCUUAAAAACAUCCGUUGAUUUACGACGUUGUAGUAAUACCUUUGCACUGCAUCAUGGAGUCUAUUAUUUUCCUUCAGUAGUAUCUGUUAGGCUUAGCCUACAGCCAGUGGUACAAUGACUGGGAAAAACACAGGACUUGGACGUUACCCAUGCUGUCUGUUUGGCCUGCAACGUUUAUCAAGUGGUUAAGACAAAAACGCCGCAAUGUACUUCACAGAGCCAAAUGUCUAACAUGAUGAGAAAUGAGAGCUCGUCUGCAUAAAAUGUAUGAACUAUGUACGUUUUCAGUGUUGUGUGCUGGGUGUGAGGUACCUUACCACUUACAUUAGGAAGUCCAGUAAAUCAAAUUGGCAGGGACUGUAACCAACACGGAACUGUUUACCCAACUUCAGAUCCCGGCGUCUUUCUUCCUUUCACCUUCAACUGCAGAUACUAAAGGGAGGCAGCCUGCACCUGCGCGAAUGAGGAGAAAAGGUUGCCAAGAGGCCUGAGCUACCUCCCUCUCUUUUCACAGAGUAUUUUUGACAUAUCUGUGCACCUGCCCUUCUCUGUGGAUGUGUUCAGAGCAUAUGGAGUUUCUUAGGCAGACGGGAGAAAUCAAAUCAUCAUUUUAAAAAUAUUAAUGCUGUAUGAGUGGACCCUGUGCAGACCAGGAUUUUUUAGAACAUCAAAGGCUUUUUUUUUCCCCCAACUCGAUUCAAACAGAUGACUUAAUGUUUUUUAGUUCAUUGUUUUUUCUCACCCCUGGUAUUUGCUUCCACUUGUAAGGGGAGCAUAAACGAUUAACAAAUGGGAAUUCAAUACAGCUGUAUAUCCAGUUGUACUCCUGUACUGAAUUGGGGUAGAUAAGGGCUAGAGACAUUAAUGUAAGCCACUAAAUUUGAUCAGAUUGUUCCAUCAGAUGAAAUUUAAUCUACCUUUUCUCCUUUGCUGUUGAGAACUUGCAUAUUCCGUGUCCUCUGUAUAGUCUCAGUUAAUAAGGUUAUUUAGCACAAAGUGCAGCUUCAGCGGGAGAGCUGCUUUUUGCUCAGUGAACUCAGACUACCAUGUUUUACCUUCUUUUGUUCAAUAAAACUUUUAACUGCA
Messenger RNA from Gavialis gangeticus (Gharial), 3328 nucleotides. It is a transcript of the gene KLHL13, whose product is annotated as kelch like family member 13. Bases 118 to 2247 code for a protein of 709 amino acids. Gene Ontology annotation, cellular component: Cul3-RING ubiquitin ligase complex. The record is from RefSeq and is a predicted model, not a curated record. The transcript has 11 exons. NCBI's taxonomy places the organism in Eukaryota, Metazoa, Chordata, Crocodylia, Gavialidae. Gene Ontology annotation, molecular function: ubiquitin-protein transferase activity; cullin family protein binding. Gene Ontology annotation, biological process: protein ubiquitination; regulation of cytokinesis.